Molecule: messenger RNA, 468 nt
Organism: Penicillium cosmopolitanum
Lineage: Eukaryota; Fungi; Ascomycota; Eurotiomycetes; Eurotiales; Aspergillaceae
Product: SRPBCC domain-containing protein
Exons: 3
Coding region: 1-468 (155 amino acids)
Source: RefSeq, a predicted model, not a curated record
AUGCCCAGAAACGAAAGCAGUAUUGAGAUUGCCGCCCCGCCAUCCAGGGUGCGGGAAGUGCUUCUCAACUUCUCCGGCCUUUCAGAGUGGCACAAGGGGUUUAUCCGAAGCUUAGCAGUGCACGAUGACUCGUCCAAGGCCCCGGAUUCUCUUGUGCCCGGCGACAAGGUUGAUGCCAACAUCGAGGGGCAGAAGUUCACCGCAGAGGUUAAGGAAAACUCUGAGAAUCUUUUCGCCUGGCAGGGCCCGCCGGUAUUUACAGUUGCCGGGCGCCAUGAGUUUAAGAUGGAGCCCGCAAAGGACGGGGCGGCCACGAUUUUCACGCAGUCGGAGGAUCUACGCGGGCCCUUGUCUUUUCUUAUGGCCCCGUCGCUGUUGGGGCGAUUCAUGAAGGCGGAUUUUGUGAAGUUUAAUGAGGACCUCAAGAGUCGGGCCGAGUCGCGAGAGGCUAGUGGCAUUAGUUUGUAG